Molecule: messenger RNA, 4455 nt
Organism: Neopsephotus bourkii (Bourke's parrot)
Lineage: Eukaryota; Metazoa; Chordata; Aves; Psittaciformes; Psittacidae
Gene: VEZT
Product: vezatin, adherens junctions transmembrane protein
Exons: 12
Coding region: 133-2538 (801 amino acids)
Biological process (GO): cell-cell adhesion
Cellular component (GO): plasma membrane
Molecular function (GO): myosin binding
Source: RefSeq, a predicted model, not a curated record
CUCGCGGUGCCUCCUGGGGGCUGUAGUUCCCCCCGGAGCCAGGCAGGGCCGGGUUGGGCGGGGAGGGGCUGCCAGCGGCGCGGCGGACUCUGUUUCCCAGAGUGCCCACAGGGGGUGGCAUGGCGGAGAAGGAUGACACCGGAGUUUGACGAAGAAGUGGUGUUUGAGAAUUCCCCACUCUACCAAUAUCUGCAGGAUUUGGGACACACAGAUUUUGAAGUAUGUUCAUCUGCGUCACAGAAAGCAGAGCAAUGUGCAGCAGUGGAAAGCCAAAGAGAGCGGACUCUGCAUGCUGCCCAGAAACAAAGCAUCCUGUCAAAACUAGUUGAGUUCUUUAGAAGCUGGUUUCCUUUUCCACAUUAUAAGAAAAAUGACGAUAUACUUCACCGACUGGAUGUUGGAUUUCGAUUUGACACGCUUCGUACCAUCCUGCAACAGGAAGUUCUGCUGCAGGAGGAUGUGGAACUGAUUGAGUUCCUUGACCCGAGUAUCCUGUCUGCAGGGCAGUGUAAGCAACAGGAAAACAGACAGCUUCCAACGCUACGCUCCCUAGCAACUCCUAAUAUUUGGGAUGUCUCGCUGCUUCUUGCCUUUGUAAGUGCACUGCUUAUGCUUCCCUCAUGGUGGAAGGAAUCAUCAUGGCUGCCAUGGGGACUAGUUCUGCUUGUCUAUGCAGUCUUUCGAGUGUGGGGCACAUGGAGGACAGCCAAGCUGCAAAUGUCCCUGCGAAAAUACUGUAUCCAGCUGGAAGAAACAGUGGCAAAUAGCCGAGCUUUUACUAAUCUCGUGAGGAAAUCUCUGCGACUCAUUCAAGAGACUGAAGUAAUUUCCAGAGGAUUUACCCUGGUCAGUGCCGCUUGCCCAUUUAAUAAAGCUGGACAGCAUCCUAGUCAGCAUCUUAUUGGUCUUCGGAAAGCCGUUUAUCGCUCUGUCAGAGCCAACUUCCGAGCUUCAAGACUGGCUACUCUGUACAUGCUGAAAAACUACCCUCUGAACUCGGAGAGUGACAACGUGACCAGCUACAUCUGUGUAGUCCCCUUUAAGGAGCUGGGUCUGGGACUGAACGAAGAGCAGGUCUCUGAAGAGGAGGCACACAAUCUAACUGAUGGCUUCAGCUUGCCUGCACUCAAGGUCCUCUUUCAGCUCUGGGUAGGGCAGAGUUCAGAAUUCUUCCGGAGGCUGGUGCUGCUCCUCUCCCCAGCCAACGCAUCCCCCAAGCCCUUGGUCUCCCCUGAACGGCUGCCUCAUCAUAUUUUGUCUGAUGUGACUCAAGGCCUACCUCAUACACAUGCUGCCUGCUUGGAGGAGCUCAAGCGAAGCUAUGAGUUUUAUCGGUACUUUGAAACUCAGCAUCAGUCGGGGUUCGAAUGGCCAACCAGAACAAAGCAGAAGUCAAGAGAGCUGAACAGUCUUCAGACAGCAGUACGCAGCUUGCAGCUUCAUCUCAAGGCACUGCUCAAUGAGGUAAUAAUUCUUGAGGAUGAACUUGAAAAACUUGUUAGCACUAAGGAGACACCUGAGUUGACAACAAAAGCCCAUCAGGUUCUGGAACAGAAACUGAAGUUCAUUCAGCCCCAUAUGCAGGCAAGCAACAGCUGCUGGGAAGAAGCCAUUUCUCAGGUGGAAAAAAUGAGUGGAAGAAACCCAAAUAAAAAAGGCAAAUCCGAAGUUUCCUGUGACAGCCUACAGCGUACUACAGUACCUUUAACACAGCCUGCCAUAUACAUAGAAAACAAAGAUCCAAUCCCUGAAGAGCAGGAAUUGGAAGCAUAUGUUGAUUAUUCAGAUACAGAGAAUGAAUACAGAGGAGAAGAUUUUUACUGCUUUUCCCAGGAAGAAAGAGAGAGACAAGAACGAGAGAGACAGGAAUCUAAGAGGGUGUUACAAGAAUUAAAAUCUGUGCUGGGAUUUAAAGCUUCAGAAAUAGAAAGACAGAAAUGGAAACAGCUGCUGUUCAGUGACCAUGCUGCAGUGAAACCCUUGUCUCCUGUAGAACCGCUGAAGCUACUAAAUAAUUUGGAAUCACAUACGAAUUCAGAUACAGAAAAGCAGGACUGCAGCCAAAGUUGUGAUAAACCUGAAGAAAAAGACUCUAAUCCAGAAGAGAAUGCUGCUGAUAAAAGCAGUACAGAAUAUUUGUAUGAAGAUCCUGAGAUGGAGAGAAAAAAAGACAGUACUGCUGAUGAAGGUAUUUCUACAGGGGCUGAAGAAAGAAUGUGUUAUCAGCAUGAAGGGGAAGUUGAAGAACUCGAGCAGAGCAAUAUGGAUGGAAUAGAGGUUUCACGGUCUCCCUCUGAGGAUGCAUUACAUUCAAAAAUCAAGCAUAGGCUGGCCCAGCUCCACAUAUCAACAGAUUUAAACUUCACAUCUGGUCUGGCUGCGCAAGUUGCUGCCAGGUCUUUCACUUUUACUACAAUGCAAGAAGAGACUUUUGGAGAUGAGGAGGAGGAGGAGGAAGAGAAGACACAGCACUGUGAAGACCUGGUAGAGGACUGUAAGAAUGAAGAUAGAGGCUCUGAAAGUGAAGGCAAAGUGUAAGUCUGAGCUGAACUUUGUUAAACAACAUCAGGCAAUUUGAUGGAAAAAACUAAGGUGGGAGUUUGAAGAUGAAAAUACUUGAUGGAAAAAAAGGAGACCUCAAUAUAAUACAUCUUGUUCCCUAAGUCUGAUACACUACAUAGGACACUUCUAAGUAUAUUGAAAAUUUGAAGGUAAGAAAGUUUAGGCUGCAUCUGAAAAAUAGUAGGCUGUUCCCUUUUUUAAGAUCCUAGUGGAGGUUUUGGAAUUUACUUUUGUGUUUUCUGUUUUAUUUAUUUAUAUUAUAAUGUAUUGUGGGGUUUUGUUUCUGAAAAGAAAGAAAAACAAUGUCUUGAAUUACAUCAGACUCUGGGUUUUUUUUCUCUCUGAUUCUGUUGUCGUGGUAUCAAUGUUUGCUCCAACAGAAAAGCCAGGACAUUUCUAUUGGAGGAACCUGAACUGUUCCCUGUGGUCUCCCACCACCACUUUUGUUUCACUUCUUGUGUCUGCAGUGCGUUGGCUAAGCCACCAUAAGCAUUUGUGAUUCUGUGGCUAGUGAUGUGGCUCCCAAUGAAAAUGUAGAAUUUUAAAUAAAAACUUGAAACAGCUAGUAUUUGAUGUGUCCUGGAGUAUGGGACUGAAAUAGUGUAGUCAUGCUUCAUAUUAAGGUUUACUUAGAAUUUUAUGAAGGGUUAAUAAAUAAUUUCUACAAGUUGUAAUUCAUGUUAGAGAAAUGUGUAGUAUGUGUUAGGGAGGGCUGUAAGCACACCAGUAGAAAGUACUAUAGACAGUUAGAAGCUAUCUGUUGGACUGAUAAUAGAUGAUAAGUAAAUACCUAUUUAUUAAAACAGCUACUGAUUAUUUGUUAACCUUUUGUAAACUGAACCUUAAUAUAAUUGUUUCAUUUGAUGUAAUGAUUGUGUUCAUUUUUGUUUAUGUCCUGAAUAAUUUUCUUACAGCAAAAUUAUCUGAGUGCUUAACAGUAUUUUAUUUGAACAGCAUACUUGGUUUUCUCUAUUGUUCUGUCAUUUUCCUUUAGAUCACAACUGUAACCUGUGUGAUCAAGAAUCCAUGAGAGAACAAGAACUGUGUGUUUUUUAAGGUGUAACUUGUAACAUAGUUGACACUGAAUCUGGACGUUUGGUGUUACGUGGGUUGGUUUCUUCCCUGUGGUGGUGUUACGAGGAGCAGUAAACUGGUGCUUACCCCACAGAGAAGCUGGUUAAUGGUUUCACUGCCUUCUCUUCCUUUCGCCCCAGACAUAAGAUGAAGCAAAGGUCUCAUGUCUCAAAUGACGAGAGAGCCGCCUCUUUGUAUGGAAUACUCUGCUUGGACCUGGAUACAUUCCCAGUCACAAAGCACCUCAUCAGUUCCUUAGGAAAUUUAUUGUCUCUUGCUGAUUCUGUAGAAUAAAGAGGGGGUUAGGUGCAAGUGGUUCUGAGCAGUAUCUUUUCCUAGGAUGGGAAGUGGGGAAGCUAAUGAAGGUCAGCAGGUUAGGGUGGAAAUCUUGACUGUAUGUCAGAAAACAAGUGCUUUCUUUCAACCUCCCUCUCUUUUAGUAGUGAUUUUAUAUGAAUACUGUUAAAUAUGUGAAUUUUUUCACAGACUAAUGUGGUAAAUGUCAAAUGAUAGAGAAGGAAGUAUGUGACUUACACUGUUCUUUAACAGUGUAAUGCCUGUCUUCUCCCUCACAGACAGAUUUGGGGAAGAAAAUGUUUUGCCAUUCUUCAUUAACCAGUAACACUGUGUUUGUGCCCUUAGUUUUGUGUGACUGUAACCUGAAUGGAUGAUGUCUUGGGGAACUUGUAAAAGAAACAAAAAAGGUGUUUCUUAUAGUGUAUUCAGACGCUAAGCCUCCUUUUAGUAGUAUAUUCUUCUGUAACCUGAAAAGGUUAGGCUAAGAUGAUAAAAUUCUGUUUUAUUUUCUCUGUGGUAAGC